UGUUUUCAUUUUUGUCAAAUCAUUCUUUAAAAAAAUAAAUUGGUGCCGCAAUUACUUCAGUAGUUUAAACUAACCAAUUUUUGUUUUCUAUUUAAACAUCGCAUAACAAAUUUUAACAUGUCUUGUUUAUUAACACAUUUUGGCGAAAUUAACGAGCCAUCCUCCAGAGCCUUUUGGGGUGGUUUUGAUGAAGCAGACGAUGAAGAAGUGCGAAAAAAAUUAGAAUGGGACUCUUCUUCGAAAGCUACACCAAUUUCGGUUGAUCUUAUGGUCUUGUUUGAAGGUUUUAAUAUUACUGAAUUUGGAGAACAGGUCCUUUUGAAAGAUACACAAGAGUUAUGUAGAAUAAAUGACAAGGGUAUAUCGCUUCAUAAAUUAAAUGGUAAAAGCAAAAUCAUUGGAUUGCUUGAGGAAAACCUUUCCAGUAGUUCAGAAGUAGCAAACUUGCUGAUGCCUUUUUGUAAAUUAGCCAAAAAUGUUGUCACAAUAACUAUACAACCGAAAGUUGAAUACAAAAGCGAAAAUAUAUCUGCAUUUAAGGAUGAAAUUACGUUUGUACUAGGUGUGAAUUCUGGACUGAGGACUGUUAAAGAAUUGGAAGCACCUAAUUUCAUUGUUGGUGCUGCAGCUGGAAUCUCUUCGUAUAGGAACAUUAAAGAGUUGCCUGUAAAUUCCUAUAUUGCCUACACUGAUAAAUCGGAAUUGGACACAUUGUCUGCUGCUCCAAUAUUAAAAUUAUUAUCAGAAAUUGGCAUUGAGUGUGCGGAUAGCUAUAAUCCAAAACAACGAGACCAAUCCCAUUUGUACAUGUAGUUUUAGUAAAUUUACAAAGUUGUUAAGGUUUAAUAAAUUUGGUUGAGAGUAGAAA
Messenger RNA from Eupeodes corollae, 868 nucleotides. RefSeq lists its product as uncharacterized. Gene Ontology annotation, molecular function: proteasome binding. Gene Ontology annotation, biological process: proteasome core complex assembly. NCBI's taxonomy places the organism in Eukaryota, Metazoa, Arthropoda, Insecta, Diptera, Syrphidae. The transcript is spliced from 3 exons. The record is from RefSeq and is a predicted model, not a curated record. The coding region runs from base 118 to 813 and encodes 231 amino acids. Gene Ontology annotation, cellular component: endoplasmic reticulum.